CACUCUAGCUCUACGCACUGCAAGAGUUCAUCGAGGCGUGGAGGGCGCGGCGACUGCUCAAGGCGUUAAUCUGCUAUUGAGUCUUUUUUUUUCUUCCAAAAACAAUGAGGCGACUGUGGAUUGUCGGUCUCCUCUGUGCACUUUUGGCAUUCGCAUCUGUGAAAGCUGAUGACGACGUUGACAUUGACGGCACAGUAGAAGAGGACCUUGGGAAGAGCAGAGACGGAUCCCGCACAGAUGAUGAGGCUGUUCAGAGGGAGGAGGAAGCCGUUCAGCUAGAUGGUUUGAACGCCUCGCAAAUAAAAGAAAUCCGGGAAAAGGCAGAAAAGCAUGCGUUCCAGGCGGAGGUGAACAGGAUGAUGAAACUGAUCAUCAAUUCCUUGUAUAAGAAUAAGGAGAUCUUCCUUCGAGAGCUGAUCUCUAAUGCUUCCGAUGCCUUGGAUAAGAUCCGGUUGUUGUCCCUCACCAAUGAAGAUGCGCUUGCUGGAAAUGAAGAGCUUACUAUUAAAAUCAAGGUGUGUUAA
This is a messenger RNA of Sinocyclocheilus grahami, 524 nucleotides long. Its product is annotated as endoplasmin-like. The transcript is spliced from 4 exons. The record is from RefSeq and is a predicted model, not a curated record. Gene Ontology annotation, biological process: protein folding. Gene Ontology annotation, molecular function: ATP hydrolysis activity; ATP-dependent protein folding chaperone; ATP binding. NCBI's taxonomy places the organism in Eukaryota, Metazoa, Chordata, Actinopteri, Cypriniformes, Cyprinidae. Bases 105 to 524 code for a protein of 139 amino acids.